GAUUGGUACAAAGGUACUGUACAGUAAACCACAUAAAAGAACAUUAAGAACAUUUUCCAGUUUUAUUUUCUGAUGUCAAAAAAUAUGGUUUUGAUUAAAUACGUUUUAGUGCAGCUACUUUUGUAUGAGGCUUUGGACUUGGACCCCUCACCUGUCCUCUCACCUGUAUCUGUAGUCAAUCAUUAAUCUGACAGCAUAUACUCCAGACCAACACGGAAACAACAGGACACACAUUUGUGGAAGCAGGUUUCAUCCCUGGCUUGGAGACAUGGCUGUUUUACUCUGUGUAGAGCCACAUCCACAACAUUGAACAGGAGAAUGAUAAUGGGUUCUUUCUUCCCUCAUAGUUUAUAAGUAGAAGUUGGACAGAGUUAUUUUUAGAAUGGGAAGAGGCAACUGUACCUGGAUAGGGCCGGAGAUCCCUCUGUCCUCAGAGAUCUUCAGCGCCAUUAAAGAUGACCUGUGGCUCUUCCUCAUCCCAGCCGGUUUGGCUGUGAUUCUCCUGGGUGUGUUUCUGGAGGAGCUAGGCUUCAUCCUGCGUAACAUCACCUCAUCCAGACGCAGGCAGCUUUACAUGUGGAUACUAGGAAUGUACCCGGUUUUUGCCCUGACCUCGGUCAUAGCUCUGUUUGUGCCUCGCUCUUCUUCUCUGUGUAACUUCAUCGCUUCACUGUAUCACUCCAUCACCCUGUUGAAGUUCAUGGAACUGAUCACAGACUUCUUUGGAGGGAAAACUCCUAUGCUGGCUGCUCUGUCUGGACAGAAGGUUCCCCCUGAUCCUUUUCCUUGUUGCUGCUGUUGCUGUCUCCCGAUGGUGUCCAUCAACAGCAGUCGUGUCUGGAUGAUGGCUGCUGUUCUACAGCUCUCUGUUGUCCGCACCAUCCUGUUCUUUGUCAACCUGGUCUUGUGGACUGAUGAACAGUACGACUAUGGAGAUGUGGAUUCCGUCAACCCCAAUCUGUACGUGAAUGGUAUCAUCUGUGUCUCCACUUUUUUGUCCUUCUACGGCCACCUGCUGUUCUACAAAACCACUAAAAGUGCUCUACACGGCUACGGACUGAGAGCCAAGUUCAUUUGUAUCAUCCUGGUGUUGGUGCUUUGUGGAGUGCAGAGUGGUAUCUUGGAGACCAUGGGUGCCCUGGAGGUCAUCCCAUGCACACCACCUUUGUCUGUCCUGACCAGAGCCCAGAUGAUCUAUCAUUACUGUGUGAUCGUGGAGAUGUUCUGUAUUGGCCUGUACGCCCGCCACACAUUCCGUAAGAUAGAGCCAAGCAUGUCGGAGGAUGUGGAGAUGCCCUUUGGUGUGUGGCAGGUAGACAAGUCUGUUCAAACUGAAGGUGAGCAGAUGAUCCAUCACAUGGUUUCUGUGACAUCAGAAGGGGCCAGAAGGGGCCCAUGUCGUCUUGGUGGCUCCAAUCCAAGUUACAGUGACAGUGAAGACAGUCUCUGCAAGAUAGAGCAUGCUCCUCUGGAUGGCUUCCCCUUCCCUCAGGCAAGACGUCAACAAAGGGGCAGAGCAGAGUUGGUGGAGCCAAAGUCUGGAGAGGAACCAGGAGUAGAUCGGACCCAGAUUACCAUCAGUGCUGAUAUCAACUAUCAGGACUCUACGAAUGUCACCGUGGUUUAAAUGUGAGGCCUUUUAACAAAAUAGU
Molecule: messenger RNA, 1652 nt
Organism: Cynoglossus semilaevis (tongue sole)
Lineage: Eukaryota; Metazoa; Chordata; Actinopteri; Pleuronectiformes; Cynoglossidae
Product: organic solute transporter subunit alpha
Exons: 7
Coding region: 383-1627 (414 amino acids)
Source: RefSeq, a predicted model, not a curated record